AUGCAGUGGCAGAGGAACUUACAUUUGCAUUCUGGUGGAGUCUUAAGGCCACAUUUCUCAGGCAAAGCAAGGGCACGAGCGGGAUCGAUUCCAAAUGCUGGGAGGAAAUCCUUGAACAUGCAUAGGCAUGGCAAGUUGGCGCGUUUGAUCAUCUUGCAGCAGUCGUAUGUGGGGCGCGGGGGUGAUUCUCCGGUGACAGCAGGGCGGCAGAUGAUGAGCUGGGACGGAUCAACCCGGCAAUCACUGUUUAGCCUGACGGCGGCUGAACUACCACCACCUGAGCCUCCAUCUAUCGCAGUAGCUGCAGGCAGUGCUAGCACUACUACAAGCACAAAAAAGAGCGCAAGAGCUUUGAGGUCGGCCAUAGUCCUGCUUCCUGAUGUAGGGUUUUGA
Molecule: messenger RNA, 393 nt
Organism: Linum trigynum
Lineage: Eukaryota; Viridiplantae; Streptophyta; Magnoliopsida; Malpighiales; Linaceae
Source: the annotation of a GenBank genome assembly